Molecule: messenger RNA, 1128 nt
Organism: Gastrolobium bilobum
Lineage: Eukaryota; Viridiplantae; Streptophyta; Magnoliopsida; Fabales; Fabaceae
Exons: 4
Coding region: 1-1128 (375 amino acids)
Source: RefSeq, a predicted model, not a curated record
AUGACCAAACAAUCAUUCAAUGUUGAAUCGAUAGUAAAGUACUUCUUGGAUAACAAGACAUUUCAGAAGGUGAAGUUUGUCUACCCCAAAAAUAAAGAUAGCGUGGAGCUCAUGAAGUCUUAUUUUGAAGAGGAAAAUCUUCCCAGAGAACUAGGUGGAAAAAGCAUAUUGAACUAUAACCAUGAGGAGUUCUCCAAAUUAAUGGCUCAGGAUGAUUUGAAAUGUGCAGAUUUUUGGGGAUCUGAUGGCAAGCUUUCAAAUCACAUUGGUAACGAGCAUGCUGCAGCAAAGGUAGUUAAAGAAGUUGAUCUUGCUUUAUUGGAAAGAGAUCCUGCACUUCACCUUCCAAUAUGGAAAUAUCCUAUCAAUCAACAAGAUGAAAUCCGUCGUGUUUAUCUUAAACUUGGUCUAUAUCAGUGCAAGCUUCAAAAUUAUCCUUUUUCAGGGCCACAGAAGAAUCAAUGUCGUUUUUGCUCUUCUUGGUUUGACUUGUAUCCAUCUUGGCUAGAGUAUUCUCCAACAAAAGAUGUUGCAUUUUGUUUGCCUUGUUAUUUAUUUAGCAAACCAAGUUGCAAUGGACGUUUCGGACUUAGUACAUUUGUUGUUGAGGGUUUCAAAAAUUGGAAAAAGAUUGCAGCUAAUCGUUUAAGGCUACAAGUUUCUGUUGAUGUGAUAAGAUGGCUUGCAUUUCAAGGAUGUGCUUUUAGAGGUCAUGAUGAAAACUUAGAUUCACUUAAUCGGGGCAAUUUUUUAGAGAUGAUUAAGUUUUUAGCUUCUUAUAAUCAAGAAGUUGCAGCAGUUGUGUUAGAAAAAGCUCCUCAAAAUGCUUCAUAUAGUUCCCCUCGAAUUCAAAAGGAAAUUCUUCAUGUUUUCUCUCAAAAAGUAAAGGCCACAAUACGAGAAGAAAUUUCCAAUGCUAAGUUUUGUCUUAUUGUUGAUGAAGCUAGUGAUGUAUCUAAAAAAGAGCAUAUGGCAAUUGUUUUUAGAUUUGUAGAUAAAGAUGGUUUUAUACGGGAAAGGUUUUUUGGUCUUGUACAUGUGGAAGAUACAAGUUCUAAGACUUUGAAACAAGGAAUAUUCAACAUUCUACGUCACUAUAGUCUUGACGUUCAAAAUAUCCGAGGAUAG